Molecule: messenger RNA, 1422 nt
Organism: Aspergillus thermomutatus
Lineage: Eukaryota; Fungi; Ascomycota; Eurotiomycetes; Eurotiales; Aspergillaceae
Product: sorting nexin 1
Exons: 6
Coding region: 1-1422 (473 amino acids)
Biological process (GO): protein retention in Golgi apparatus; retrograde transport, endosome to Golgi
Cellular component (GO): endosome
Molecular function (GO): phosphatidylinositol binding
Source: RefSeq, a predicted model, not a curated record
AUGGAUCUGGACGCUGGAGACUCCCCGUGGGGCGAUGUGCCCUCGCAGUCAAGUCAUGGUACACAGAGGCCGGAAACUGAAGACGCUGCCCCAGAAAGAUCAACACAACCAGCCAGCCCAAGCGCUAUCCGUUCACCUGUUCGACGAAACCCGCGAGGUGCUCGCAAAAUCAGCGCGCAGGCGACCAAGCUGGAAGCUGUGGGUGACGCCGUAGAUCCGCUUGGACCGCUCGGAGACAAGCCCGACGAAAGUCUCGCCCCAGUCAACGAGCAAGCACCAACACCACCCCAGAAGGAACCUUUUGCAGGUCGCGGUGCUCGUCCGACGUCGUCUACAUCGCAAAGAUCUAGUACUGGUGGGCUGGGAGACUCGGUACACCUGGAAGAGGAUGGUGCGGGGUUCAGGGGACCGCCACCCGUACAGCCCCCGACAGACGCGGACGAGACGAAGAGACAAUUUCAGCCCAGUAUCAGCAUUGAAGAGGCUGCAAAGCCGACAUUUCAAAUCACAGUGGGUGAUCCGCACAAGGUCGGAGAUCUGACAAGUAGUCACAUCGUGUACCAAACAACGUCGAAGGCGUACCGACAACCAGAAUUUACCGUCAGCCGCAGAUACCGUGAUUUCUUAUGGCUCUACAAUUCCAUGCACAAUAACAAUCCCGGUGUUGUUGUGCCUCCGCCGCCUGAAAAGCAAGCUGUUGGCCGUUUUGAUACGAACUUCGUUGAAUCUAGAAGAGCUGCACUUGAGCGCAUGCUCAACAAGAUUGCGACACACCCUAUCCUGCAGCAUGACGCGGAUCUGAAGAUAUUCCUGGAAAGUGAAUCGUUUAAUAUGGAUGUCAAGAACAAGGAGAACAGGGAACCGGAUCUAGGUCAGAACAAGGGAAUGUUCAGCUCCUUUGGAAUCAGCGUAGGUGGAGGUGGAAAGUUCGUAGAACACGAUGAUUGGUUUCAUGAUAGGAAAAUCUACAUGGACGCGCUGGAGAAUCAGCUCAAAGCUUUGCUGAAGGCGAUUGACGUCGUGGUCGCGCAACGUAAGGGAUUGGCAGAAGCGGCUGGCGAUUUUUCGUCUUCACUUCAUGCCUUGGCGGCUGUCGAGUUGUCCCCGGCCCUUUCCAGUCCAUUGGACGGACUGUCGGAUUUGCAGUUGCGCAUCAAGGAACUUUAUGAGCGCCAAGCACAGCAGGAUGUUCUGACACUAGGAAUCACCAUCGAUGAAUACCUUCGCAUCAUUGGAAGCGUCAAGACAGCUUUCUCUCAGCGACAAAAAGCCUUCCAUAGCUGGCAUGCGGCAGAGUCUGAGCUGCAGAAACGGAAGAAUACCCAGGAGAAGCUACUCAGACAAGGAAAGACGCAGCAGGAUCGCCUCAAUCAAGCCAACGCCGAUGUUGUUAUUCGACGAUAUGGGCCGUUUGAUGCGUAA